AUGGCUUCUAUGAAGAAUGCAAACAGAGAUUCACCUAUUGCGUCAAUUGUGUGCAUGUUGCUGAUCUCAUUGACGAAGAGAACUUGUGUAUGCACGGAGGAUUGUCACUGGAACUGGAUAUUUGGGAGUGAAGGAUGGUCUGAUAGUGAUCAACGUAUUUCCUGCACAUUUGGAGUCGAUGUAGUCGCUGAGUUCUUGGAUCAGAAGGAUCUUGACCGCAGUGGAAGAUUGGUACAAGUUCUUCUCAAAACAAAGAUUAGUCACGAUAUUCUCUGCGUCAAACUAUGGUCGAGAGUUAUCAUUAAAGUCAGGACUAUCCACGUAAAAGUGCACAUUGUUCAUUAA
Messenger RNA from Eruca vesicaria subsp. sativa (arugula), 345 nucleotides. The record is from the annotation of a GenBank genome assembly. Lineage: Eukaryota; Viridiplantae; Streptophyta; Magnoliopsida; Brassicales; Brassicaceae.